AGUGCCCUCAGACUGGCCUCUCUCCUCUGCGUUUGCCAGCACCAGCAACCUGUAGCAUCCCGCCCCUGUGCCUCGGCCACGCCCACCAGCCACGCCCACCCACCCACACACACGCCCACCACACACAAGACUACCCCACCGAGCGCCAUCAGACUCAACCUGAAAUUCCCUCCAAGAGUCGGCCAGGUGAAGGGAAGAAGGCUUACCAGUGCAGUGCUUUUGGAAGUUUAGCUAUUUUGUGUGACAUCAGUUGCAAGGGGAUGACCGAGCGCAUUCAUAACAUCAACCUUCACAAUUUCAGCAACUCUGUACUUGAGACCCUCAAUGAUCAGCGAAACCGCGGGCACUUCUGUGACGUGACUGUUCGGAUCCAUGGCAGCAUGCUGCGUGCGCACCGGUGCGUGCUGGCCGCAGGCAGCCCCUUCUUCCAGGACAAGCUCCUCCUGGGCUACAGCGACAUCGAGAUCCCGUCUGUGGUGUCCGUGCAGUCCGUCCAGAAGCUGAUCGACUUCAUGUACAGCGGCGUGCUGCGUGUCUCGCAGUCGGAGGCACUGCAGAUCCUCACGGCCGCCAGCAUCCUGCAGAUCAAGACCGUCAUCGACGAGUGCACGCGCAUCGUCUCGCAGAACGUGGGCAUGGCCGCACCCGGUGCCUUCGCCGUGGGCCCGGGCGACUCGGCGCAGGGUACGCCACGGGGCACGCCCGAGUCAGGCACUUCGGGCCCCAGCAGCGACGCUGAGUCAGGCUACAUGCAGGCGACGUCGCAGCAGGGCCUGGAGCGCGUCUACUCCUCGCUGUACGCCGGCUGCACCGCCCUGGGCCUGCAGAACGGCACGCGGGGGGAGCGGACGCAGCACUAUGGCACCGGGGGAGGGGGUGCAGCCACAGUGGCCACGGCGGGCGGCGGUUACGACACAGCCCUGCCCCUGCAGCAGAAGGAGCCGGGACAGGAGCCGGCCUGGAUCGCCCGCAUCCACGAGCGGCAGCAGCAGGUGGAGCGUUUCCUGGCCGCGUCAGAGAGCACGCACUGCCGCAAGCAGCCGCGGCCCGUGCGGCUGCACACGGGUGAUGUGCACAUCAAGCAGGAGCAGGGUGACGACUACAGCUGCUAUGGCCUGGAAGAUUGCCGCGAGGACGGCGACCCGCCUGAGGGUGGUGAUGGCGAGCCCAAAGGCGAGAGCUUCGACUCGGGCGUGAGCUCCUCCAUCGGUACCGAGGUUGACCCCGUGGAGCAGCAGUUCCUGUCCAGCUUUGGCCGGGAGGUCGGCGGAGGCCAGGGCGAAGCUGGCACGCCCGUUCACAUCGAGGUUACCGACUCAUCCCCCGAGCAGACCCAGGAGGCCGGAGAUGACAGCAGUGGGCCACCACAGGGCGGGGGAGGAGACGUGGCCAUGCACCAGCCGCCACUCAACUCGUCCGGGCCACAGUCCGUGCCCAGCGGGCAGCUGUACAUCCGGCCGGGUGAGACUCUCGCCAGCAACCUGCGCAUGCCGCUCACACUGACCAGCAACACGCAGGUGAUGGGCACUGCGGGCAACACCUACCUGCCCACGCUCUUCGCCACGCCAUCGGCCAGCGAGAACAAGCCCUUCCUCUUCAGCCUGCCACAAUCCAUGGGGGGCCAGCAGCCACAGUUUGUGGCUGUGCCCCCCCACGGCCUGCCGCCCUUCCCCGGCGGCCUGGCCGGGGUAACCCCGGCAGGUGCCCAGCAGCAGGCUGCCUCUGGUGUGGCCCAGCAGGGCGAGAAGAAGCCCUAUGCCUGCACUCUCUGCUGUAAAACCUUCACUGCCAAACAGAACUACGUCAAACACAUGUUCGUGCACACAGGUGAGAAGCCACACCAGUGCAGUAUCUGCUGGCGGUCGUUCUCUCUGAAGGAUUACCUGAUCAAACACAUGGUGACCCACACGGGCGUGCGCGCCUACCAGUGCAGCAUCUGCAACAAGCGCUUCACACAGAAGAGCUCGCUCAACGUCCACAUGCGGCUACACCGCGGAGAGAAGUCCUACGAGUGCUACAUCUGCAAGAAGAAGUUCUCCCACAAAACCCUGCUGGAGCGUCACAUGGCCCUCCACAGCACGGCGCCUGGGGUCGCAGGCGGAGCUAGCACCGGUGGCCCCACCUCCAUCCCUGUACCGAUGGCCGUUCCCGAGCCCGGGGCAGGAGUGGUGGCGCUGGCCAUGCCAGUGGGAGGGGGUGGAGCCGGAGGUGGAGUUGGAGGCACGGGAGUGGGCGUGGCUGCGGAGGCGAGCUGCCAGGAAGGGACCACCUACAUGUGCUCCGUGUGCCCUGUGAAGUUCGACCAAAUCGAACACUUCAACGACCACAUGCGCAAGCACGUCUCUGACGGAUAAGUACAAAUCGAAAAAAAAACUUCUUUUAAACAAAAAGAAUGAAAAGAAAAUGGCACUAGAUUUUUUCCCUUAUAUUGGGGCAUGAAGAGUAAUGAGUAUAGACACUGGCACAUUAAGUUUCCCAGAAAAAAAGGUGUUUUUCAUUUUGUUUUGGGUUUGGUUUUGUUUUGUUUUGGUUUGGUUUUUUUUUUUUUUUUUGGAGGGUUUUCUUUUUUUGGCGUUGUUAUUCUUAAAGAAUAAAAAAAAGAUGGUGGCCUUAAGGCCAUGUAGUUGGAUAAUGAUCCACUGGUUGGAUCCAUACUACUGGCCUCUAAAUGUAUGAUUUUUCUCAAAUACUGAUUUAUGUGUUGAACACUACCAAAAGGCCUGCGAAAGAUCACACACACACACACACACACACACACACACACACACACACACACACACACACACACAUAUCCAUACAGAAGCGCAGACUACUUUUACACUUACAUACAAUAGAGUUAUUCGUAUGUGUGUGUAUAUAUGGCUGUGCUUGUGCGUAUGCAUGUCUGAGUGAGUGAGAAAUUGUGUGUGUGUGUGUGUGUGUGUAUGUGUGUGUGUGUGUGUGUGUGUGUGUGUGUGUGUGUGUGUGUGUGUGUGUGUGCGCGCACGCACAAAGAUAAACAUUGCCGUGAAAUUUUUAAACUAGUAGAUGUUUUCCCAUGUAGACCGUAUUGGACCCCAUAGGUGUCCAAGCUUACUGUGGUAUACCUUUUUAAAAAAGACAAAAAUUAGCAUCUGGUUUGGGCUCUAGAUUCAUUCUAAAGUAAUGAUGGUCACAAGUUUGCCUUUUAAUGUAAGAUAAGAAAAGGAGAGUUGUUCAAUCUGACACUGGCUUUUAUUUAUUAUUAUGGUUUUGAGGGAAAAUGAUGCAGCUGUUAUCAAGGUACAAGUCAACUUCAAUAAUUGUACUGAUAUGUAACUUCCUGUGAGUGAGGUGAAGAAAGAAAAUUAUGCUUAUGACAUUUUCUUUUUUUCCCACAAUUAUUUUUGAUGGCUCAAGUAAAGUUUACAAAAUAAGGGUUUGUUUAUAAAUGACAGUAUUCGAGCAAAAACGUUAAAUGCCGUUAAGAAUUUUCUGAUUUGCUUUGCAUACACUGCCAGUAAGAAGACUGUUAUUUGACCUCUUCCACUUCAGAUACAAAAUGUGAGAUAACAAAAAACAAAAACUACCACCACCAACAAAAGAGGGUUAUUUUUAUUUUGGCUUCAAAUGAUUCAGCAAUUUCAAUUGCUCCAUGAUUCUAUUUUUUAAAAAAAGAAAUCACACACGCGGAUUUUACAUUUUCAGUGAAACGGCAGGCUUCAGUAUGUAAAUGGCCCACAGUCUCCAGCUCUAGCCACCCUUGCUUCACACUCACUGUUAUCAGGUCUACAAUUCCAGUUGUGUUUCUGUGACGGUCCCUACAACUCUGAACACAGCAACCAUCCAGCUAGCUGAGGCCACUUGUGACAGCUAUUAGCUGGCUUAGACGGCGAGCCAUUUGGAGAACUGGACAGAAAUAACCCUCGAAAAGGCCUAAAAAAAAAAAUUUUUUUAAAUAAACCAGAGCCUCUGUGUUUCCUGUUGGCGACAUCUAAGGUGACUCAGCUGUUUGGGCGGGUGGGGUGAAUAAAAUGCACUACUUCUGAUCUUUAAGCCCCACCUAGUGGCUCAAACAGCCUACCAUGUGCUUUCGCCUGACAGGAAUCACAGACGGCAUGGAAAAGACAGGAGAACUGAGACACAGGGCAAAAUGAACAACUCCUUACUGAACCACAGCAAAGUAAACCUGGUCAAUUUCGUUCCCUUCUGAUAUGCCACAGCUUAACAAGAUAGACUCUUCAGACAAUAAAGACACAUUCCCGAUUUCAUGGAUAAUUAGACAUUGUGUGUGCUGAGUAGAUUUUUUGGAAGUGAGAUGAGAGAGGUUGUAAUUAAAGUGUCGUGUCACUCUAAAGCUCUGUGCUGGUAUUUGGCUUUGUUGUACACGUAUUGUUCCAGACUUAUCCGCCUGCAACUGCAAUUCUGGGGAUUUUUGCUCACUCCUUAAAGUAGAUACACCGUUUUCUGUAGUUAGGAUGGUGAAAAAAAAGCAAUCAUAAUUAGUUUGACUUAUUUUCCUUUUUUUGGAAUUUAAUCCAAAAAUAAUAAGUUGUAGAUUACAAAAAAGUGCUACUUUGCACACUUACUUCAAAUGCCUGUGCUUAAUAUUAAAUUGUUUUACUUAAGAAAUGAAAUUCUAUUAUUUUCUUUUUCUUUCAUUGGUUUUAAAGGAAAUAUCUUUCUUAAAAGCUUGAUAAGAGGACUGCAUUGUUUUCUUGCAUAUAUGUUGCACUGCAUAAACCAAUAAGUGCACUACUGUUCCCAGAGAGGUCCUAGUUUUUAGAGAAAAAAGAUUCAUUUUUUAUCUCAUGUUUGGUUCUAGAGUUCACUUGUGUUUCGAGUAACUGUUUCUUUCUUAUGAUAAGAUGAUUAAAUGUUUCUUAGCUUUUGUUAUUAUUGCUUGCUAAUGUAUUUACUUGUGCUGUGUUUGUGCAAGCAUUGGUUUUGUUUGUUUGCUUGUUUUUUCCUAUUUAAAUCUGAACCAUUGUGUGAGCUUGUGCCCUGGUUUUGCCAUUUAAUAUGUUCUUUUCACCACUUAGUCCCCCCACCAGCAUUGCAUACUUUGAGACAGAUUCUCAAUUUUCUUCCCGUUCCUUAAGCAAAUCAUACCAAACUAAAAACAAACAAAAAGUUCAAAAACAACAAAAAAA
Molecule: messenger RNA, 5111 nt
Organism: Electrophorus electricus (electric eel)
Lineage: Eukaryota; Metazoa; Chordata; Actinopteri; Gymnotiformes; Gymnotidae
Source: RefSeq, a predicted model, not a curated record